CCCAACCAUCAUAAAAUGUCUGGAACAUUCGGUAACCCUCGGCCAGUUCGCCUCUUCUCCUCUCACUUCGACGGCGAUCUUCUCGCUUCAGUCAUGCCGCUUCCGGCUCCGACAUCUCGCUUCUCCAUUAGCUCUCCCUGGCAUUCGCCGUCCGUUCUCUCAUUUCCCGCCGCCGCCGCCGACCGGUUAUCGGUUCCACUACACUCCGAGCUGAGAUUUCCUAGACGGAGUUCGAAGGGUGGCGCACUCGUGAUCUCCAUGGCUUCCGGUGAGUCCGACAGUUUGCCCAUUUAUGGAGGCGUAUUCCGGCCGUUCGAGGAGAUUAAGCAGGAAUUGGCGCUCGUACCAUCCGGGCCCGACAAAUCGCUGGCUCGGCAGAAGUACUCCGAAAUGUGCGAGGUCGCACUCAAUGAACAAAUAAAUGUCGAGUACAAUGUUUCGUAUGUUUAUCAUGCCAUGUUUGCCUAUUUUGAUCGGGAUAAUAUUGCUUUGACGGGCUUUGCAAAUUUCUUUGAGUCAAGCGAUGAGAAACGGGACCAUGUAGUAAACCUGAUGGAAUACCAGAAUAAACGUGGAGGUAGAGUGAAACUCCAGUCAAUUCUCAUGCCCUUGAGUGAAUAUGAUCACCCUGAGAAAGAAGACGCUUUACAUGCAAUGGAACUUUCCUUAUCCCUCGAGAAGUUGACAAAUGAAAAGCUUCUUAAUUUACAUAGAGUAGCACAACAAUGUCAUGAUGCUCAACUGGCUGACUUCAUUGAUUCUGAUUUUUUGCGAAAGCAGGUAGGAGAUAUUGAGAAGAUUUCUGAAUAUGUUGCUCAGCUGAGAAGGGUGGGCAAAGGAUACGGUGUAUGGCAUUUUGAUCAAAUGCUUUUGCAAAAGAAAGUGGUGGCUUGACUGGAUUGUGGAAUCAAUAGCUUUAUGAAUGCUUUGUGCGUUGAACAAAAUCUGGUGGCACUUCAUCACUUCUCACGAAAUAUUGCGGCAGUAACUUUGGAGUAUUUUGUUUUCAGCACUAGAGGUUUACUUCCAACUCCUGAAUCAUGUUCUCUGCAUUCUCUUGUUCCCGUUAUACAGAUAUUUAUACUCCUAGUAUUUUGAUUAAAAUUUUAAUCUCGUUAUACAAAUAAAUUUUAUGUUCGAUA
This is a messenger RNA of Zingiber officinale, 1142 nucleotides long. RefSeq names its product ferritin-3, chloroplastic-like. The transcript has 8 exons. Lineage: Eukaryota; Viridiplantae; Streptophyta; Magnoliopsida; Zingiberales; Zingiberaceae. The record is from RefSeq and is a predicted model, not a curated record. Gene Ontology annotation, cellular component: cytoplasm. Gene Ontology annotation, molecular function: ferric iron binding; ferrous iron binding. Bases 16 to 894 code for a protein of 292 amino acids. Gene Ontology annotation, biological process: iron ion transport; intracellular iron ion homeostasis.